Molecule: messenger RNA, 3410 nt
Organism: Peromyscus maniculatus bairdii (prairie deer mouse)
Lineage: Eukaryota; Metazoa; Chordata; Mammalia; Rodentia; Cricetidae
Gene: Il13
Product: interleukin 13
Biological process (GO): immune response
Cellular component (GO): extracellular region
Molecular function (GO): cytokine receptor binding
Source: RefSeq, a predicted model, not a curated record
GCCGCGCCAGCGCGCCUUCUCCCACGCGCCGGGGGCGCCUACCCGCUGCUCCCCGCACGCCUUCUGCUUGUCUUGAGGGGCAGGGGCGCGUUGACUCAUGCAUGCACCACCCGAGGUGUUUCCCCGAGCCUUCCCCCACCGAGGAGACCUCCAAGGGAUCUGCCGCCCGCCCUGUCCUCCAGAAUGAGAAACUGAGGCCCCAAAGGGGUCACUCAUUCUAGGCAAAGAACUCCAAGACCUGUGGGGCUGCCGGGGGCGGAGGCCGGUGUCCAGUUCCCAGGUCUAUAGACAAGCUGGGAAGCCUCCACUAUGGACAGAGAGCUGCCGAUGCUGUUCCCAUGAGAAGAGAGCUGGGCAAGGCUAGGUCCUGCAGGAGGGAGGGCGCCAGAGUCCCUUGAGGACCUUUGUGAGAAGAUGGAGGCUGGCUGAGGAGAAGAAACGAGUGGGGGGAAAAUCUGAGAAAGAAGAGAGGGGCAUGAAGGGGGCCGCUGUUGGCCUAAGGGAGGAAGUGGGUGAGGGUGCAUCUUGAGUCACUCCCCAAUAGGCAAAUGCUGUGGCCUCUGCGGAGGGUGGUAGUUGAGGAUAAGGAAAGAGGAGGGAAAAGGCCAUGUGCUUGGCAUCCCUGCAGCUGGGGGCUGCCUGCAGGAGACAGGCCCAGGAGCUGCCCUUCAGUCAUCCGGAACACUCAGGGAAAUUGGAGGCCCUAGAAGGCCAGCACUGCUUCUGCGGGGACUGGGAGGCAAGGGUGGUGGCCCCAGUCUCGGCCAGGUCAGCGAAGUCCAUGCUCUCUGACCCGGCUGGAGUUGGAGCAGCCUGAUGCCUACCCAACCCAGCUGUAGUGUGCCAGCAGAGUGGCCAAGAGAGAAGGCUGCCCAUUGAUAGAAUUGGCAUCAGAACAGUUUUACACGUGAAAGGUCUGGGGAAUACCUGGGCUGGCUGCGUCACAAUCAACUUUGUACAGUAUGAACUUCUCUGGUCCCUCCCACUUGCGAAGCCGAGGAGCAGUGGGGUGGACGGAAGUGAAUUUCCCUUACUCUCUCUGUCCUGUUUGAAUUCUAUGUCCUUUGAUGAAUUAUGAGAUGUGUUCAUUGAAAUUAAGGGGCGGGGGGGGGGGGGGGGGUAGAGAAAGAGAAGGAAACGUCCCAAUUCUCACAGAAGACAGAUACUGCCAUGUGCCCAGAGGCUGCCAGACGGCACUGGAUUUUCCAAAAAAGCUAAAAAAGAAAAAAAAAAAUCAAGAUGAGUAAAGAUGUGGUUUUCAGAUAAUGCCCAACAAGGCAGCGACCAGGGGUGAGGCGUCACCACUUGGGCUUAUAAAAGCUGCUGCCACAGGCUACGUCCACAAAGCCACCAGCUUAAGCCAGCCUACAGUUCUUCUGCGCCUUGGUUCUCUCGUUGGCUCUGGGCUUCAUGGCGCUCUGGGUGACUGCAGUCCUGGCCCUCGCCUGCCUUGGUGGUCUCGCCGCCCCCGGCCCUGUGCCUCGGCCCAUGACGCCCCCUGUGGCCCUCAUGGAGCUUAUUGAGGAGCUGAGCAACAUCACACAAGACCAGAGGACGCCGCUAUGCAACGGCAGCAUGGUGUGGAGCGUGGACCUGACAGCUGGCGGGUUCUGUGCAGCCCUGGAGUCCCUGACCAACAUCUCCAGUUGCAAACCCAUCUACAAGACCCAGAGGCUACUGAGUGGACUCUGCACCCGGAAGUCGGCUGGGCUUUCCAGCCUCCCGGAUACCAAAAUCGAAGUGAUCCAGUUUAUCACCACACUGCUCAGCUACUCGAGGCAACUUUUUCGCUACGGCACCUUCCCGUGACAAGAGAAAACCACAGAGACAGGCCCUGGUCACCUCAGUUGCGGAGCUGUUUUUCUUUCUCACAUCCGACAUUUCUUUGGGAGGCUGGGAGGCGGGUUGGGAGGGGAUGAGAUUGCCUCAGCUUUGACCUCGGCCUGUACCGCCUGCCUAGUGCCGGGGGACUCGGCCUGGCAACUUCCCCUGUCGGUCCAUCCCUGUGCCUGUGGCCUGCUUCACACAGGCCAACUGAGGUGGAGAGCCGCUUGGGCACAUUUCUUCUUGAUCUUAUUUAUUAUGGUUGUAUGUUAUUUAAAUGAGUCUGUCAGUAUUGGGGUGGGGGAAUGGUCUGCUGCCUGCGCCCUGAGACGUGGGGCCCCAGCCCCGAAGCAGUGGGCCUCGGGGUCCCUGGCAAUAAUCACUGUACACACAAUUCUGCUACCUCACUGGGGCCUCCGGGGUCUCGCCUCAGGCAGGGGACAGGAGGGAAGGCCACAGCCACAGUCCUGUCUGCCAGCCGGCAGCAACCAGCCCUCAGCCAUGAAGUAACUUAUUGUUUUAUCCUUAUAUUUAAACUAUUAAAUAGGUUAGCAAAGAGUUAAUAAUAUAUGGAAGAAUGGCCUGUUACACUUAAGGUGAUGUGUGGGGAAUGGCGGGGGGAGGGGAGGGCUUGUCAUUGAACAUGGACUGUCAAACUAGAAACUGGAAAUAAAGAUUGUGACAGAUAGGCCUGCCUGCUUUUGCCUUCUCUUUUGGUCCUUGGGGAUGCUGGCCUGUGGGCUCCAGACUGAGGAGGAGCCCAGGAUGAGGCAGGCUUCUCAAAGGAGAUAGAAGGGGUGUAGGGCAAGACCUGGGGUGAGAGUAAACCCUCUGGGCUGGGGGGGGAGGGGCGAGGAGAGGAUACACCCCCUGUCUACUGGUGGUGAGCGGAGGGAGCUUGGGCCAGGAAGUUGGGGUUCAAGGGGGAUGUCUGGAGCAGGCGGGGAACCUCUUGGGUAUCUCCCGAUGACUGGCCAGCUGUGUCUGCACCUCCCACACAGUCUCAGGUCUCCCUUGCCACAGUGGGAGGCACAUAAGAGCCGGAGACGUGGUGCGGGCAGGAGGUUUGCCCAAGGUGCAUGCUGGGGGGGAGCCAAGGCCCACAUUGCCCUUUUCAGCAGCCACCUGCCUAUACACACGGCUCUUGUCCACGACAGCGCCUAUUUGGAUGUUCUCUAUUGAUGGGGCAUUCGCUACUUACACUCUAGGGACAGCCUGUUGAAUUUCUGGACCCCACUCAUCACUGCUCUGUAAGCCAGGAUGAAUCAGUUGACAUGUGGGGGACUGGGGUAGACAGACGAGGCCAUGGAAGAUGGCACCUCAGGGCAGGUGGCCUGCCUCCCCCUUGCUGGCCCAAAAGCUGGAGUGGUGAAAGUAUCUGCACCAGCAAGCCCUUGGGAGAUGCUGCCCAGAGCAGAGAGAGACGGAGAAGGGUAGGGUAGCUCUGCAGCAGGUGUGGAGGAGGAUUCAGAGACCACCCACACUCUGGAUGACUGUAACACGGAGACUUAAAAGGUCUUAUUAAUGUUUUGUUUUGUUUUUUUUUCUUCCCGAGACAGGGUUUCUCUGUGUAGUUUUGGUGCCUG